Symbiodinium sp. CCMP2592 is the source of this 3420-nucleotide messenger RNA. The record is from the annotation of a GenBank genome assembly. NCBI's taxonomy places the organism in Eukaryota, Dinophyceae, Suessiales, Symbiodiniaceae.
AUGGCGAAGAUCGUGAUGAGCAUCAUCGUGAGCAUGAGGAAGUGUAGCUGGAAUGUCUAUGUCCCAGAGCUGGUGUUUGGCCACUUGUUGACCAGUGACAACUACGAUGACUCUUCUUGCAAGGUGGUGGGAGGCCGGAACGGCUACGGUGCCAAGCUUGCCAACGUCUUCUCCACGGAGUUCAAAGUGGAGACCUGCGACGGCAAAAACAGGUUCAGCCAGCUGUACAAAAGCAACAUGCAGGUCAAGGGCAAGCCGGAGAUUGUUGGAACCAAGGAAAAGUCCUUCACCUGCAUCACCUUCAAGCCAGACUUGGCGAAGUUCGGCAUGGCGCACUUGGACGAAGACAUCGUCUCCUUGCUGACGAAGCGGGUCUACGAUGUGGCCGGUUCCACAGCGGAGCGUUGCAGCGUGUUUCUGAAUGGUGAGAAGCUCGACGUGAAGAACUUCAGAGACUACUGUGACCUGUACUUGCUGACCCGCCAGGGCGUGCCCCAAAUCCACGAAAAGUGCUCCGACAGGUGGGAGAUUUGCGUGAGCCUGACGGAGACGGGCUUCCAUCAGGUGAGCUUCGUGAACUCGAUCUGCACGAUCCGCGGAGGGACACACGUCGCGCACGUUAGUGACCAAGUCGUCGAGGCGAUCCUGGAGAAGGUGCGGCUUCAGAGUAAGGAGAAGGUGAAGGGAGGAGUGGAUGUUCGGCCACAUCAUGUGAAAAACCACCUCUGGAUCUUCAUCAACUGCUUGGUGGAGAAUCCAGCUUUCGAUUCGCAGACGAAGGAGACGUUGAUGACGAAACAGUCCAAAUUCGGAUCUCGCUGUGAGCUGUCCGAGAAGUUCCUUUCGGAGGUGGCCACUUGUGGCGUGGUAGACCUCAUCCUUAUGGCAGCUAUGGCAAAAUCAAAGGUCGACUUGGGAAAGAAACUCAAGGCCAACACCAGCCGUGUCGCUCGCCUCACGGGCGUGCCGAAGCUCGAGGAUGCCAACGAUGCAGGUGGUAAGCUGUCCCACGAGUGCACGCUGAUCCUCACCGAGGGAGACUCGGCAAAGGCUCUGGCGGUGGCCGGGCUGAGCGUCAUUGGCCGUGACAAGUGGGGCGUCUUUCCACUACGCGGCAAGGUGCUAAAUGUGCGCGAUGCCACGCUCAAGCAGAUGAUGGCCAACGAGGAGAUACAGAACCUGAUCAAGAUCAUUGGCCUCGAUCUGAACCGGGAGUACGAUUCCGAGCUGAAGGGGCUCCGGUACGGUUCUCUCAUGAUCAUGGCCGACCAGGAUAGCGACGGUUCUCACAUCAAAGGGUUGUUGAUCAACCUGAUCCAUGCCUGGUGGCCCUCCCUCGCCCGGUUGCCGGGAUUCCUCAAGGAAUUCUUCACGCCGAUUGUGAAGGCAAGGAAAGGUCGCACCGAGACUUGCUUCUACACGCUUCCGGAGUACGAGGCUUGGAAGAAGCAGACCGAGAACGGAAAGGGUUUCAAGAUCAAAUACUACAAAGGUCUUGGCACGAGCACAUCCAAGGAGGCGAAGGAGUAUUUUAGCGCACUUCAGUCGCACAAGAUGCAAUACCGGUACGAUGGUGUUGAAGACGACCGAGCCAUCGAUCUCGCCUUCAAUAAGAGGCGAGCAGACGACAGAAAGGCGUGGAUCAAUGCCUACGAGGAAGGACGCCUGGUGGACCACACGCAGCAGGAGGUCAGCUACAAGGAUUUCGUGGACAAGGAGCUAGUGCUCUUCGCCAAAGCCAACGUGACGCGCGCCAUUCCCUCCGUGGUUGAUGGUUUCAAGCCGAGCCAGAGAAAGGUCCUCUUCGGUUGCUUCAAGCGCAAGCUGCGCAGCGACGUCAAGGUGGCCCAGCUGGUGGGUUACGUCUCGGAGCAAGCGGCGUAUCAUCACGGAGAGAUGUCCUUGUCGGAGACCAUCGUCGGCAUGGCGCAGGAUUUUGUUGGCUCCAACAACCUCAACCUGCUCGUUCCACAAGGCCAGUUUGGCACACGAUUGCAGGGGGGCAAGGACUCGGCUUCUGCACGAUACAUCUACACGCGCCUUGCGCCGAUCACACGUUUUUUAUUCCCGGCCUCAGACGAUCCGGUGUUAGAGUAUCUGAGCGAGGAUGGCAUGUCCAUCGAACCUCGCUGGUAUUGUCCAGUCAUCCCGAUGGUCUUGGUCAACGGUGUCGAAGGGAUCGGCACGGGCUGGAGUUCGUCCGUGCCGAAUUUCAACCCACGUGACAUCAUCGAGAAUCUCAGGAGGUGGCUCAAAAAGCAAGAGAUGAAGGAGAUGACGCCGUGGUUUGCAGGUUUCACCGGCAGCAUCGCGAAGUCGCGAGAGGAAGGCAAGUGGGAGGUCACGGGCAACAUCAGGAAUCUUGGGGAAGGCAAAGCCGAAAUCACCGAGCUGCCGGUGAAGCGCUGGACACAGGACUAUCGAGAAAUCCUGGAAGAGAACCUUCCCAAAGGGGAGAAGAAACGGGAGGGGCCAAAGCUCCUAGAGGACUACCAAGAGUACCACAGCGAGAAGUCCGUGCACUUUGAGCUGUCUUUGAGCUCAGAGGGCCAGCUCCAUGCGGACAAGGACAACUUGGAGAAGGUCUUCAAGCUUCGCUCCUCCAUCAGCAUGAACAACAUGAUGCUCUUCGAUGCUGACGGCAAGAUCAAGAAGUACGAUACUCCAAAAGACAUCCUGCUAGACUUCGCGCAAGUCCGGUUAAAGAUGUACGAGACGCGCAAGGCGUACUUUCUGGCGCGGCUCACUCGCGAAUGUGAGGUGUUGAGUGCGAAGGCACGCUUUGUAAAGUUGGUAAUCGAGGGGAGAAUUGUGAUCCGAAAGCGGAAAAUAGCUGACUUGGCCCAGGACCUCCGGAAGCAUGGCUUCAAAGCACUUCGCGACCUCCAAGGCGAACAGUCUGAGGAGAAGGAGGCAGAGGCCGAGGAAGAGGAAGACGGCAGCGGCCAGGAGGAGGAGGAUGCCGCAGACGUCACCAAGACAGCCGUGAGGGACUUCGAAUACCUGGUGGGCAUGCCGAUCUCCACUCUUACUGCUGAGAAGGUGGCCAAGCUUAUGCAGGAGCAUGAGGUCAAGGCCAGGGAGCAAAGAGAGCUGCAGAAGAAGAAGCCUUCCGAUCUUUGGCUGGAGGACCUGCAAGCUUUGGAAGUCGCGCUGGAUGAACGCGAUGCCGCGGCCUGCGAUGCAGAGGAAAAGGAGAAGGCGAAGAUCCAAAAAGCCAAGGCCAAGAAUGCCAAGGUCACCAAAGGCCUGAAACGCAGUGCUUCUGGACCUCCAGACCGAGCAAAGUCCCCAGUGCAGCAGAACAUUGCACAGCGGUCACAGGGGCAGCGUUCUGAGGGCAAGCCCAAAGCCAAGGCGAAAGCCCGUUCCCAGAGCGCAGGGAGGCGAGGCUUGAAGCGGGCUGCCGGGAUGGAGUGA